Phasianus colchicus (ring-necked pheasant) is the source of this 9977-nucleotide messenger RNA. Lineage: Eukaryota; Metazoa; Chordata; Aves; Galliformes; Phasianidae. The record is from RefSeq and is a predicted model, not a curated record.
AGCCUGGCCCUGAAUGCCUGCAGGGAUGGGGCAUCACAGCCUCCUUGGGCAGCCUGAUACAAGUGAGUUGUGGUAGCUAAGCAGUUGUAGCUUCAUGUCUUUAAGGCUUUUGAAUGGAUACUGUCUUGCCCUGUUCUUUAAUUUUGUUAGGAAGGUUUACUUCUUCUGGUGACCCUGUAGUGUGAGGUGGAUCCCUUUGUCAUUCCUGAUAAUGGAAAGAAUCCAGAAAGGGAAUUCCUGAGCCUUUUCACUGGUGCAUAGAAGUUAAAUUUUCAGGCUAUGGUUUUACCUUCCUUCGGUGCUUGAUUUAUACCAGAAUCUGACUUGUGAUGCUUAUGUGCUUGAUUUUGUUACUAUUAAAAUUAAUUUUUAUUCCUUUAAUGACCUCUUUCUUAAAAAUCUUUUUUUCAUUGGUCUCUGCCGGCUUUAAAUUUAGCUUCAGUGAGCUUACAUUCUUCCAUGAGUGUGUUUUUUCUGUUUUUAAUGGCUCUUUUUAUUCUGCAGUUUUAACCAAACUUUGACAGGUGAAAACUGUCUUCAAGUCCUCCACCUCACCUGCUGCCUCUCACCUUUUGACCUGCACCAGUGACCUUUUAACAAAUUCUCCCACUUAAGUUUCCUCUUCCUUAGUUAAAUCUUAGCUGAACGUACUUUGUUGCGUGGCUUUUGUGUUGGGAAGAGUUUGGUUUGAGGUGCUGGGGCACUGCAGCAGAGCUGGGCCCUCCUGGCUGCUGGAGGUGGGGAGUAGCAGGGUUCAGUGGUGGAGGGAGGACCUCCAACACAUGGCUUCCUCCUGCUCGUGCCACGGGUGGCCUUGUGGGACUCAAGAACGUUUGCAUUUCCUGAAGACAUCGUGCAGGGAGGUGAGAUGGAGCAUCCAGAGCGUUGCGCUUGCAGCAGUCAGAUCUCUUAAGAACAUCAGCAGAUAGAACUGCAGGAGCAACCCACAGCCUUUCUGGUCUUCUGUGACAUUGCCUAAAUGCAAAUGCCAUCCCCUGCUCACCAGUGCUGGAGCUGUAGCAAGGUUUGGGAUGCGCUCUGGGCUGUAAGGGUGCUCUGCAGCCCUUGGUUGUGGUGGACCCCACUGGGCUUCACUCUGCAGUCAGCUCCAUCACUGCUGUGUAAAUGGAAUACGGACUGCAGUGCAUUUUGUCUUCUGUUUCCUACCUGAGUCUUAUAAAUAUCUAUAAAGUUUUUCAAGGAUGCAGUACGCUCAUGACCUCAUCAAUAGAAAAUGCUUUACUUAAACUGGGCGUUCUCCUGUGCCUGUUGAUUUUCUCAGGCUAUAGUUUAAAUAGUCCUUUCUAUGCUGGCAUCUGUUUUCAUUUUGGCUUUGUUGGAGUCCAGCUCUCUCGCAGGGGCUCCAUCUCCCUUGGCAUGAAUCUUGGGACCCUCAUCCCCUGCCUGCACCCUCUGGAGAGGCCUCAGGAUUUCAGGGGUGCCAUGUUGGUCCUGGCUUUUACUUUUCCCCAAAUGGGUUAUUUCAUUUUCAGGAUCUGUGGUCAGUUCUGGUGUUGAGAUUGCUCUGUAACUGAAUCCUGCAUUCCCCUAUCCUUCUACCCCCCCAUGCCAGAGCCUGGUAAGUAGUAAAACGAGGAGGAAAAAAAAGAAGAAUAAAAGGAAGGGAUGACAGUUAUCCUUGAGUUUGAAGUUAUCAAGUGCAGAAAAUUGAUAAAGGAAGUUAAAAAAACACAAGGGAAAAAAAUCUGCGACUGUCACUGCAAAGAACUGAAAGAAAAUAUAUCAGGAACAAAAGAAAUUCUAAUAAUGGUUUGUGUAGACUUAUCACGACUGAGGAGAGCUAAAACGCAUAAUAAAGCAGAAAAACUAGACAUGUUUAAUAAAUAUUGCUGUUCCCUAUUUGUAAAGAAGAGGUGGGAUGUACUCGUAGUGUGUGUGCAGAAGGGUCUGCUGCUAAGCAGGGGGUGCUGAGCUGGGAGCUGGAGGAGCUUUUCCAGCCGGUAUGGAUGGAUGUUGUACUCAGGGCACUCCUGGGGGGGGGGAAAGGGAGGUGGCUGUUUUGCUUCCUUUUUUAUUUGAUUAAUUUUUGUAUCCACUUUUGGGUACCUUGAGACCAUUCCAGAAAAGCUGGCAGAUGCUGCUGCCGCCCUGUCUUAGCAUGGUGUCAGCCCGGGGACAGCAGAGCAUGGUGAGCACAGAGUGCUGGGAAGGAAGCGAUGGCAGUGUCGAACAAACUGAACUCAUCUGUAGCAGCAGUGAUGGAGGCCGUGCUGAGUGCAUGGGGAAGCACUGUGAUGUCACAGCAUUUGGCUCCAGCAGCCCCUUGUAACAUCACACUUGGGUGGGACAGGAGCCAAAAGGCUCAGGGGUACCCUGGAGGCUCAGUGGGGACAUGUUGGUCACCAGCUGUCCUAAGGGGCCUGCGGGCUCCUGAGGUUCCAUCAGGCUGACGAAAGCAACAGCAGUGGAAGGAGGAGCUCUUCCAGCAGGGAGUGUUUGAAGAGGAGCCCACGGAGCCCAAAAGCAGAGGGCUCCGAUUCGGUGACAUCUCAGUCCUCACCCAGUGAAGAAGCUGGAAUGAUGACUGAGGUGAAGGUGAAAACAGAGGUACCAGAUGACUACAUCGAAGAGGUGAUCUGGCAGGAUGACACCAAAGAUUCCAAGAAGAACAUAAAAGAUGGGCCAGGAGAUGUGCCAGCUGAGAUCUGCGUGGUGAUCGGAGGGGUCCGCAACCAGCAGACGCUCGAUGGAAAAGCAGUGGAACGUGGCUCUCCCGUUGGAUAUACACGAAAUCGAUAUUCAGGGACCUGGAUUUUUGACCAUGCAUUGAGAUACACCUCCGGGUCUUAUGAGUGUGGAAUAUGUGGGAAGAAAUACAAGUAUUACAACUGUUUCCAGACCCAUGUGCGAGCGCAUAGAGACACUGAAGCUGCCUCAGGUGAAGGAGCCUCACAAGGCAACAACUUUAGGUACACGUGUGACAUUUGCGGGAAAAAAUAUAAAUAUUAUAGCUGCUUCCAAGAGCACAGAGACCUGCAUGCUGUGGAUGUUUUUAGUGUGGAAGGGGCCCCAGAAAACCGGGCAGACCCCUAUGACCAGGCUGUCAUAGCAGCAGAAGAAGUGAAGGAGGAGGAGCCAGAACCGUUCCAGAAGAUUGGUCCAAAAACUGGCAAUUAUACCUGUGAAUUCUGUGGCAAGCAGUACAAAUACUACACUCCAUACCAAGAGCACGUGGCACUGCAUGCACCUAUUAAGUUCUCUCGAUCUCCACUCUUCGUGGCAGUGAAGACACAGGGGAGCCAAUCCAGCAAAAAAACACCGACUUCAAUAAACCGAUGUUCCACCCUCCUGCACCGCACCCCUCCCGGUGUCCCACCGACAUCCCAAUCCCAGAUGUUCCGCGCUCCAAAUUCUGGAUCCCCAGGAAGCAAGGCCAUCACAGCAGAAAGUGCUUUCAGCAGGAGAGUGGAAGGCAAAGCGCAAAACAACUUUGAAGAAACUAACAGCAACUCCCAGAACUCCAGCGCUGUUCAUUCGGGGACAGAAAAACCUAAAGAAAAGAGAUGUAAGCAGAACCCAUCAGAGCCUUACACCUGUGGAGCUUGUGGAAUCCAGUUCCAGUUUUAUAACAAUCUCCUGGAGCACAUGCAGUCCCAUGCAGCUGACAACGAGAACAAUAUUGCCUCUAGCCAGCCCAGAUCACCUCUACCUGUUGUUGAAGAGAAGUGGAAACCACAGCUCCAAAGAAAUAACGCUAACAACACCUCUGCGAGUGGCUCCGUAGGGAACAGCGCGAUCCCAGAGAAGGAGCGGCAGAACAUUGCCGAGAGGCUCCUGAGGGUGAUGUGCACUGACCUCGGGGCGCUGAGCGUGGUGAGCGGGAAGGAGUUCAUCAAGCUAGCGCAGACCCUGGUGGAUAGCGGAGCUCGCUAUGGUGCCUUCUCAGUCACCGAAAUCCUUGGUAAUUUCAACACACUGGCUCUGAAGCAUUUGCCUCGGAUGUACAACCAAGUGAAGGUGAAAGUCACCUGUGCCCUGGGCAGCAACGCCUGCCUGGGCAUCGGGGUCACUUGUCACUCACAGAGCAUUGGCCCUGAUUCUUGCUACAUCCUAACAGCUUAUCAGGUGGAAGGCAACCACAUCAAGAGUUACGUCCUGGGAAUUAAGGGCGUAGAUAUUCGAGAUAAUGGUGAUUUUAUCCACCACUGGGUACAGAACGUGCUCUCAGAGUUUGUGAUGUCAGAGAUCAGGACGGUGUACGUCACAGACUGCAAAGUCAAUUCCUCUGCGUUCUCCAAGGCAGGCAUGUGCUUGCGUUGUUCGGCCUGUGCCUUGAACUCGGUAGUGCAGAGCGUGCUGAAUAAGCGAACUCUGCAGGCUCGCAAUAUGCACGAAGUGAUCGAGCUCCUGAAUGUCUGUGAAGAUCUGGCGGGAUCCACAGGCCUCUCAAAAGAGACCUUUGGCUCCCUGGAGGAGACUUCUCCCCCGCCCUGCUGGAACUCGGUCACCGACUCCCUCCUACUCGUGCACGAGCGCUAUGAGCAGAUCUGCGAGUUCUACAGCAGGGCCAAGAAGAUGAACCUCAUCCAAAACCUGAACAAGCACCUGCUCAGCAACCUGGCGGCUAUUUUGGCGCCGGUGAAGCAGGCUGUGAUUGAAUUGAGCAACGAGAGCCGGCCCACCUUGCAGCUGGUACUGCCCACCUACGUCAAACUGGAGAAACUGUUCACUUCCAAAGCUAACGAUGCUGGCGUGGUCAGCAAACUCUGCCACCUCUUCUUGGAGGCGCUGAAGGAGAACUUCAAGGUUCAUUCGGCACACAAGGUAGCCAUGAUCUUAGACCCCCAGCAGAAGCUGCGGCCUGUCCCGCCGUACCAGCACGAAGAGAUCAUUGGCAAGGUCUGUGAGUUGAUUAACGAGGUGAAAGAGUCCUGGGCAGAAGAAACAGAAUUUGAACCUUCGACCAAGAAGCCCCGGGCAGCAGGGGAAGCCGCAGCAGCUCAGGAAGAAGAUUGGUUCGGGAAAAAUGAAGUCUACGAUUAUUUGCAAGAACCUCUCUUCCAGGCCACUCCUGACCUCUUUCAGUACUGGUCGUGUGUUACCCAAAAGCAUACAAAACUAGCCAAGCUAGCCUUUUGGCUCUUAGCAGUGCCUGCUGUUGGUGCCAGAAGCGAAUGUGUAAAUAUGUGUGAGCAGGCGCUCUUGAUCAAAAGGAGACGGCUACUCAGUCCAGAAGACAUGAACAAACUCAUGUUUUUGAAGUCCAACAUGCUUUAAGACUGUCUUUUAAUUAAAACAAAACUUUAAAACACUGUUCCAAACAAAGAAAAAGAAUUUAAGUUCUAAACACUGUGGACCUCAUUAUGAAUGCCCCUGGAAACCAAGUGCUUUUUUAUAUAUAUAUAAAAAUAUAAAUAUAUAUAAAGUUAAGUUUGAGAGGAAAGCUGAGCACGUGAGAGAGACAGCCCUCUGCCAGGAACGUGCUCCUUUCCAUAGAUAGUGUGUGGACUUGACAGACUUUCUAAUGUUUUCAAGUGGGCAGACCAAUGGGAGGCUGAUGUUCUAAAGUCUUCAGGCAGCUGAGAUCUAAAGUGACUUGAAGUUUCUUUUGUUUCUCCUCCACCCCACCUUUCCUCUUGUCCCCUGGGCCAUCUUGCCAUGGAUAAUCAGACUACAUUGAACAGAGCAGUUCUGCACUGGACUUUGCUCCUUUGAAUAACUGUACACCUUGAGGGCAUUUGUCUACAGCCUUCUUGACAUACGGUGCACGUUAUCAGGGCAGCUGUGUUUUAUGAACACCAAUAUCUUUAGAAAUCAGGAAGGGAGACUUUAAUUUUUUAUUAUUGUUAUUAUUUCACUUCUUCAUAUAGGGUUUUUCCAAAAAAAAAAAAACCACAACAAAACCAAAAGUUACUCUUCUGUCUCCCAGUUUUAACAUGUUAGCUAGCGCUUGUGAGUUUGAUUUAAAACUAAGAGAAAUGAUUCAAGGCAGAAAAUGUCUGUAAUCUUUACGUUUCUUGGGUUUACUUUUUUUCACAGCACACCAUCUUUUCUGAAUUCCCAGUGUAAAUUAGCUUCUCGGUGAAUUCUGUGCAUCAGGGGUUCUCAAGCUUGUUGGUAGAGUAGCCUAUUUGUGAUUGAAUAACGCCCUGAUGGGAGCCACAGCAGUUGCUUAUAUGGAAGAGCUGGAGACCAGGACAGCGGUGCCCACGCAGUGUCUGUGGGCCAGCAGCAAGCUGGGGUCUGCCAUCUGCCAUUGAGAACCCUCGUACCUAAAAUUUUUGCAAACCUUCCCAGUCCUCACACUCGAAAUAGCCUUCACAAGGCCAAGGACAAACCAAGGUGUAUGAUUUUUCAGGGGAACAAAGAUCAUCAGUUUUGUCAAAGUAGGGUUUGAAGGAAGCUUAGAGAAGCGCAUGGGCUCAAAGAUCCUUCUGAAUGUAAGUGCUCCUGAUUGAGUGCAAAGAAUCUCUUUCCCUUUUAUUUGGAAUGGUUUCCUCUAGUAGCACGAAUGUCUUUUUUAAUACCUACAGUGCAUUACACUACUUGUUAUGUUGUUUAAUCGUUCUGGCUAGGAAGGCUGCGGGCCCUUAAACGUUCACACUCACUGGCUCACCCCGUAUGCAAUUAGAGAUCAUGGUAACACAAAAACAUCUCCAUCUCUGCAUUCACUGAGGCCAGUGCUCUGCUGUGUCCGGUGCCGUGGGCGCAGCACUGCGUGCUGCUGGAUGGGAUCUCUGCAGGCUGUCACGUUUGGUGCCUCUUGGACAAUUCCUGAUUUCUGGUGCCAAAUUGUAAAUUUCCCAUCACUGGGACUUGCAUCCCCAGAGGCCAAUGGAAACCAAUUUUGAUUUUUGAAACAGGCCCUCCAGCUUCCAGCAGUGUGCUCCAAAGCUGCUGUUGGAGGUGUGGGAGCACAGCUGGGGCUCUCAGUGGGAGGCUGGGGCCCUCGGACAGUGCAGGGCUGUCUCUGGUGGCUGAGUGUGGUGGUAGGGCCCAUCCGAGCUGCUGGGGCCCUCUGAAGUGCAUGUCUUGAGACCUUCCCUAGAUCAAGGAUGGUGUUUAUACCGAAGUGUCUUGCCCCAGAACGACUUGCUCCUUUUGGCUGGCAUCAUGCAAUACUUAUUGUAGCCUGAGCACAGACCUCAGGCUGGCAGCACCUCUCAGCGUUGUAAAUGGCCUCAGGGCAAAACCAGUUGUCACCUAAAUUGAGUUAUGCAUAUGGGUAACUUCAAAGGUAGAGUCCACAACCCCAUCGGUGUCUGCAGGGUGAGCAGUGCGUGAAGGUGAGCAGCUGAGGCAAAGCUACUGGGAGGCCCAAUCUCUGGCAGUGGUUUUUGCAGGUGGCAGUGCAGGUUGCAGGCCAGCUUUGCUCUUUGCUGGUUGUACUUAUAUUCUCUCAUACAGCUCCUGCUCGCCCAGCAGCACAUCACAAAAGAAACCUGUAGCAAGCAAAACCCAAGCCUCAGACUGAAACAAACAAAAAAUCAGCAGGUAGAAGUGGGAGGUGUGCUGAUUAUCAAGCAUUUGUGCUGCAGGGCCUACUGAAAAGCACGAGGGAUCCUGCAGGAGGAAAACAGGGCUGAAGGACAUGUCAAAAGUGGGGUGGGCUGCUGAGCCUACAGAGCUCAGCGGAGGGCAGAGCUGAGGCAGGAUUUGCGGCUCUUUGGAUGGCAUGUUUCACCUUUGCACUUGGUUUGCCUUUGGCUCCGAGAGCCACUCACAGGCUCUGUGACACCCAGGGCAAUGCGCGACAUCUCCGUGUUCCUUUGAGAUGGAGUUCCAAGCAUUUCCUGAGGGUGAGGGCAUCCAGAGUUCCCCUUCCUCUUCUUUUCUUGAGGGUUGGACGCAAUGAUCUCCAGAGGUCCCUUCCAGCUACUACAAUUCUGGUUCUCAUACUCUGUCUGAGGCAGAGAUCUGAAGCUUUCUUGCUGCAGUGACCAAAUGCCGGGACCGCCUGGCCCUCCAUCCCACUGCCUUCUGCAGGCCACCUUUGGUUAUCAUUGCACUACUGGGAAGAUGGAUCUGGGCAAGCAUGGAGCGAUGUCUGGCAGAUGAGGUUCUCCCAAAGACUUAAAAACUCAACUAGUGGCUGAAAGAGCAAAGCAAAACCGAAGGCUGUGAAACUGAGCGGUCUGGACGGUCUUGGUAAGAAGACAAGCUGGCCAGAACCCUUUUCCAGAGUGUCAGCCACAGCUCUUCGUGAGGCUUACGGGAUGUCACCGGGUGCUCUGCUCAGCAGGGCAGUUGGUGCUGUGCCUGCUCACUGCUUGUGUCUGAUGUACCUCAUAGAAAGCAGAGAAGCACAUCUGGGGCACACUUAUGUACCCUAAAUGCCCAGUGCUUCUCUUGCUUCUCCUCUCCUUUAGGACUCAGAUUUGUAUUCUAGGGAGUGUAGAUAACUUUACCAAGGUCUGACUUUUGGAAACUCUUCAUUUACCAGGUUGUUGGGGUCAGCUCAUUGGGAGUUCUGCUUGGAGCAACGCUUGUUCUGUACGGAGUGCUGCCUGUCCUGCAGGGGGAGGAGAGAGGCUCUCCUGGGCUUGGCCAGAGAACGUUAUGUCAGUGCCAUGAAGUUCUGCUUCCUUUGAGCUGGGAAAUGUCCUCAGAGUUGGUGCAUCAACCUAUGGUAGAUCAUGCUGGGAGUUUGUCUUCUGCUAGUUUGGUUCUGUUCACUUGCACUUGAGAAGGGUGUUUGGAGAAAAGAAAUGGAGCGUGCAUCCUCCAAGCAUUUGCUUGUUUGUGCUGCUUGCUCUGUGCCUGCAGACUUUGCUUUCCAACUUAGGGUUUGCUGUGGGAGCGGCUGUGAUCUGCAGGGGAAGCAGGCACAGAUAGGAGAGGAACGGGAGGAGUGAAGGGGUCCUGGUGCUGUCCAAAGCUCUCUGCAGAACUGAGGAGCUCAGAAGGGUGUUGUGUGAGGAUGGCAGUCAGGUGACACUGGUCUCCAUGUCUCUCUCUCCUCAUGUCUCAGGCAGUAGGCAGCAGUUGUUCUGGCUUGCAGGAUGGGCUGCUGUGCUGUAUUGCUUCAGAUGGAAGGAAAAGUUUUACCAAAGUUUUGUCUAUUGUGAGAAAACUGAUUUGGUUGGAUUUGAACUGGUGCAGUCUGCAAGAGAUUUUGUGGCAGCCAACCUCAGGCUCAGGUUUUGCCCAGCAUGGAGGUCUGUUGGUUGCUGGCUGAAGCAGUCUCACUGAGAUACGUCGGUGUAAGCAUCGCUGUGACCCAGUGGCAUGGUUUGGCUGUGCGUGGUGCUGCUCUGCCCUGCAGACAGAAUGCACACAGAGGCAGCUCAGGGAGCCACGGCCCUGCAGUGAAGUUGGGGCAGACGCACUCAUAAGAGUUGUGAGUCACUGAAAUCAGAGGGGAAACGCUUCUGGAGGCUGCUGACCUCGGCGUUGAGGUUCCUGUGUUGUUACAAGUUGCAGCGAGACAUCUCUGGUCAGUUGGUAUUCCUCCAAAAGCUUGCAGAAACACAAGAGGCAUAGUGUGAAAAGAAAUUCCUGCAUGUGCUGUUGUGGGUGGAUCCACUCAGCCCCACACAGGGUGCCUCAUGGAAGCAGAAUCCAAGACUCUCCCUACUAGGAUUUCGUAGCACUGCAUCUGCAGAUGCUGCACUGCAUCACCGAGGAGCCGGGAGGUGGUCGAAGAGCAGCCACAAAGCUCCCCAGCAGCUGGGAGCACUGCCUUGUGCCGAGGAGGGCUCAGCAUUUCUGCUUAUGGAAGGGGAGAGACACUGUGAGCUGUCAAAGUGGGUCGUUCCUUGCAGAGUCAUUAGGAGUAGUGAGGUGAGAGUGAAAAACCAACAAAGACACUAAAAGCAGUUUCUGGGAAUUGUUUGUUUGUUUGUUUAAUGGAGGAGAAAUCUGCUGUCUGGGAGGAAACUGGCACAGGGAUGGGUUUUUAUGGAUCACGGCCCUGCUGGAAAGGACCUGCGAGUAGUGAUGGAUGGCAGCUGGACAUGGGCCAAUGCUGUGCCCUCACAGCCCAGAGAGCCAACCAGACCCUGGGCUGCAUCCAA